This is a messenger RNA of Vanessa atalanta (red admiral), 1317 nucleotides long. Its product is annotated as aldo-keto reductase AKR2E4-like. The transcript is spliced from 7 exons. Gene Ontology annotation, cellular component: cytosol. NCBI's taxonomy places the organism in Eukaryota, Metazoa, Arthropoda, Insecta, Lepidoptera, Nymphalidae. The record is from RefSeq and is a predicted model, not a curated record. The coding region runs from base 40 to 1062 and encodes 340 amino acids. Gene Ontology annotation, molecular function: aldose reductase (NADPH) activity.
GUUAUCAGACAGCACGCAAGCGCAAUCGACGUGCCAAUCAUGUCAAAGGUCGUAAUUCCAAACUUUAAACUCAACAAUGGUCUGGAAAUUCCAGCGUUGGGUUAUGGAACUUGGCUCGGAUUAAAUGAAAAGGGAGAAUUCAUAGUGGAAGAUGCGCCAAAACUUGUCGAUGCAUUGUCCUAUGCAAUCGAUGUCGGCUAUCGACACAUCGACACUGCCCAUCUCUACAGAGUAGAACCGGAGGUUGGUAACGUCGUGAGGCAGAAAAUAGAGGAAGGUGUUGUUAAGAGGGAAGAUUUGUUUAUCACUACUAAGGUUUGGAACAGCGAUCAUCGUCCUGAGGAUGUUGAGAAAUCCGUGAAAGCAUCUUUAAGACGAAUGGGUCUGAACUACCUGGACUUGGUGCUGAUGCAUUGGCCGCUAUCCGUAUCUGUGGAAGGUGUAGAUGAAAAAAUCGACUACCUGGACACGUGGAGUGGUUUCGAAUCGGUGUUAAAGCAAGGCUUAGUCAAAGCGAUUGGUGUUUCAAACUUCAAUGUGGAGCAAUUGACACGUCUUCUGGCUAACUGUCAAGUAGUUCCAGUGGUCAAUCAAGUUGAGAUAAACCUUAACCUCGGUCAGAAGGAACUGGUCGAUUACUGCCAGAAGAACAACAUAUUGGUGGUAGCCUACACGCCAUUUGGUAGGAUGGUACCAAGCAGAUUGGACACCACCUGCCCAGCGAUCAGACACGACGACCCUAUCAUGCUAGACAUUGCAAAGAAAUAUGGAAAAACCGUGCAACAGGUCGCUUUGAGAUAUCUUUACCAACGCGGCAUAUGCAGCAUACCAAAGACCCUCACCAAGACCAGGGUCGUGGAAAACGCUUCAAUUUUCGACUUCCAGAUCGAUGAUGCUGAUGUUGCCACGUUACAAAAAUUCGACAACAAUUAUCGCACCGUUCGUCCUGUUUUCUGGCAGAACUUUAACAAUUAUCCUUUCGAUAAGGUCGACGUUGAUAUAACUGAAAUACCGCUCAGUUUGAGGAAAUGGAAGAAUGGCGCAAAUCUUGAUAUUGAUUAACUUUGAAGAUUUAACGAUUAUAUUAUUUUGCCAUUAACAUCAGUCAGUCAUACACCAUUGGUGGAUUGGUACCUCAUCCAGUCAAGUCCUGCCAUCUUCUGCAAAUUAUCGGACCCCUAGGCUGAAGAACGCUCUAUGCUGUAAUUGCCGAUCAAGGUGUUUGAAUUUAGAACUAUUUUAAAAUUAGUGCAAAUAAUCUAUCACUACUGGAGACAAAGUCCACCAUGAAGAUUCGAGAUAUAUACACGUACUUAA